Molecule: messenger RNA, 4719 nt
Organism: Pseudophryne corroboree (corroboree frog)
Lineage: Eukaryota; Metazoa; Chordata; Amphibia; Anura; Myobatrachidae
Gene: MYO1G
Product: myosin IG
Exons: 22
Coding region: 16-3036 (1006 amino acids)
Biological process (GO): actin filament organization; vesicle transport along actin filament
Cellular component (GO): plasma membrane; myosin complex; actin cytoskeleton
Molecular function (GO): actin filament binding; ATP binding; microfilament motor activity
Source: RefSeq, a predicted model, not a curated record
CGGCCCCCUGGCGGGAUGGCGGAGCAGGAGAGCUUGGAGUUUGGCAAAGCAGAUUUUGUCCUCCUGGACAAUGUGACCAUAGAAGACUUCAUGGCUAACCUGAAGCAUAGGUUUGAGCGUGGCAGAAUCUACACCUAUAUCGGGGAAGUUGUGGUGUCUGUAAACCCAUAUAAAGCCAUGGACCUGUACGGGAAGGAGAUGAUCGAGAAUUACCGGGGGAGAGAGCUGUACGAGAGGCCGCCCCACCUGUACGCCAUCGCAGACGCAGCGUACAAGGCCAUGAAGCGCAGGGCGAAGGACACCUGCAUCGUUAUAUCAGGUGAGAGCGGUGCAGGGAAGACAGAGGCCAGUAAAUAUAUCAUGCAAUACAUCGCAGCUAUUACUAACCCCACUCAGAGAGAAGAGGUGGAAAGGGUGAAGAAUGUGCUGCUGAAGUCUAACUGCGUCCUGGAGGCCUUUGGAAAUGCAAAAACAAACCGUAAUGACAACUCCAGUAGAUUCGGCAAGUACAUGGAUAUAAACUUUGACUUCAAGGGGGAUCCGACCGGAGGACACAUCAACAACUACCUCCUGGAGAAGUCCCGUGUGCUGAAGCAGCAGCCGGGGGAGAGGAACUUUCACUCCUUCUACCAGCUCCUGCUGGGGGGUCCGGAGGUUCUGCUGAGGUCGCUGUAUCUGCAGAGAGACCCCGGGCUAUACGUCUUCACCAGUGGCGACAGUAACAAUUGUGCUAUCAAUGAUAAAUCCACCUAUAACAUGGUGCUGGACUCCAUGAAAGUGAUCGGGUUCAGUCAGCUGGAGGUGGAUUCAGUCUACAAGGUCCUGGCAGCGAUUUUACACCUGGGUAACGUGUGUUUCGCAAUGGACGGGGACGCUGUGGUGCUAGAGAACGAGGAGCUGGUUAGCUACAUUGCUGAUCUCAUACAGUGCGACGCUGACGCUGUGAGGAAGACUCUCCUAUACCGCACCGUCGCAGCCGGAGGGGGGGAGAUCAUCGAGAAGGGCCACAACAUCAAAGAGGCUGCGUACGGCAAAGACGCCUGCGCUAAGGCUUUCUACGAGAGGCUGUUCUGCUGGAUCGUCACUCGCAUCAAUAGCGUCAUUGAGGUGAAGAACUACGACGCGCGGAUUCAUGGCAAGAACACCGUGAUUGGGGUUCUGGAUAUAUACGGAUUUGAGAUCUUUGAUAAUAACAGCUUUGAGCAGUUCUGCAUCAAUUACUGUAAUGAGAAACUGCAGCAACUGUUCAUCGAGCUGAUCCUGCGCCAGGAGCAGAACGAAUACCAGCGGGAGGGAAUCGAGUGGCAGCACAUUGAAUACUUCAAUAAUCAGAUCAUUGUGGAUCUGGUGGAGCAGCCGCAUAAAGGGAUCAUCUCCAUCUUGGAUGAGGCGUGUCUGACAGUCGGAGAUGUCACCGAUACAUUAUUCUUGGAUUCCAUGAACAGUAAACUUGUCCGACACCCCCAUUACACCAGCCGGAAGCUGACGCCAACAGACAAAUCCAUGGCGUUUGGCCGGGACUUCCGGAUCAAGCACUACGCAGGCGUGGUGACGUAUUCGGUGGAAGGUUUUCUGGACAAAAACAAGGACACGUUAUUCCAGGACUUCAAGCGUUUAAUGUAUAACAGUAAAGACCCCGUUCUCAGGAAGAUGUGGCCGGACGGACAGAUGAGCAUUUGUGAGGUGACCAAGAGACCCCUCACUGCCGCCACUCUCUUCAAAAACUCCAUCGUUUUAUUAGUGGAGAACUUGGCCUGUAAGGAGCCUUAUUACGUUCGCUGUGUGAAGCCCAAUGACCAGAAGUCUCCUAUACUGUUUGAUGACCGGAGGUGUCUCCACCAGGUAGAAUAUUUGGGUCUCCUGGAGAAUGUGCGCGUCAGGAGAGCUGGAUUUGCGUACAGACAGUCCUAUGACAGAUUCCUCCUCAGAUACAAGAUGACCUGUGAAUACACCUGGCCCAAUCACCUCAUGGACACAGACAUGGAGGCCACCAAAGCUCUGAUUGACCAGCAUGAAUUCCAGGAUGAUGUGGCUUACGGGUACACAAAAGUUUUCAUCCGAACACCACAGACGCUCUUCAGCUUGGAACAAGAGCGGGCGCAGCUGAUCCCUAUCAUUGUGCUCCUGAUCCAGAAGGUUUGGCGUGGCACGCUGGCUCGCUGGCGGUUCAAGCGUCUGAAGGCCAUUUAUACAAUCAUGAGCUAUUACAAAUGCUAUAAGGUCAGAUCCCAUUUGAUGGAAGUCGUGAGACGCUUUGAGAAUGUCCGGGAAAUGGAGGAUUAUGGGAAGAGCGUGCAGUGGCCGGACCCGCCCGCCGUCCUUGAGGUGUUCCAGGAAAUCUGCCGGAACUUAUUCAGAAGAUGGCGAGCCAGGAAGAUAGUGAAGAAUAUUCCGCCCUCCGACAUGUUGCAGAUCAAGUCCAAGGUUUGCGCAAUGGAGGCGCUGCAGGGCUUGCGGAAAGAUGUUGGCUACCAGCGGGCAUGGAAGCAGAACUACCUGGCCUGCGGGACGGAGAAUCCCACCGGAGCAGCCGAUUUCUACAACAUGCUUCAGGCUCUGAGGAAGAAAGAUGGCCACAGCGUGGUCUUAUUCUCGUGUCAUAUCCGAAAGAUUAAUCGCUUUAACAAGUGUAAGGACAGAGGGCUGCUAAUUACAGACCAUUAUGUCUACAAGCUGGAACCUAAGAAGGAAUACAGGGUCAUCAAAUCGCUGCCGCUCAACAUGGUGACCGGACUGAGUCUCUCCGGAGGCUGGGACCAGCUGGUGGUGAUCCACACCCACAAACAGGACGACAUGGUCUUCUGUCUGCACAGGAUGGAGCCGGCCAACCAGAGUCGUGUUGGGGAGCUGGUGGGGAACCUAAUGAAUCACUUCAAAUCGGAACAUAAGGAGCUCUCGGUGAAGGUGACAGACUGCAUCCAGAUGAAGGUCCGCGGCAGACGGCGGCUGGUAUCUGUGGAGACGCGGAGCGACGCGGCAAAGCCAGACUUCCGCAAGGGCCGGAACGGCAUUGUGCUUCACUGGCCCGGACAUUGAGCUCCACACCGGGGUCACUAUUGUUAGUUAUGUUACAAGCUCACACUAUGUUAUAGAUAUGGUAUCCAAAGAAUGUCCGACUGUUCCUACAGGAAGCACAAACCCUCACGCAUCAUGUUCCGGAGUCUGGCGCAGCUGUGUGUAUGGCCGCAAAAUGCACAUGGUGCAGAAGAGAGUUUGCGCAUGUUUGGGUAUCUCAGGGUGAUUCUGAUUGGACGGAUGUUGGCUGGCUCUCUCCUUGCAUGAAAUGGGUGUCUCUGGGCAGGUUCUGGGCGGUAAUGUGGUCACACACAAGAGAUCCGUUUAGUGGGCAUGUAGCUAUACUUCCGCGGUGCAUACGGGGGAGGGGCGUGCGCCUAUGAUGGAUCUCUUGCACCCAGCGUGGGUCUUCUGCAAAUGCGACGCUAGUAAUGACAGUUGCGGCUGCGACCAGAUAACCAGUGGGCGGAGCAGCUUCCCGCUUGUAGCCGCACGGACCCUCGAAUUAACCCUCAGAUAAUCACAUUACCAUAAGGUGAUAACGUUUGCUUCCGCCAUUGCCCGCAAUUACAGCUACUUUGAAUGUGACUGAGAGUCAGGCCCCAUACGCACGUGUAAAGAGUGGAUAAUGCUGACAUACACAUGUAUGUGCAACUACAUAAAGGGUAGCACUCACAAAAACAAAUAAAUGUUCAAAUAACCAGAUAGAAAAGCCCGCUCUCCUAGUGUAGCUCAGUAGAAGCUGUUGUCCUCUGCUAUCACCCGCCUUGUGUCCUCAUAAGAGGGAAUGUAUACACAGAGCUGUGGUUCAUGGUUUUCUUCUAAUGCUGCACUGAUACAGGUUACAUGGAGCAGAGUGCAGGCCAUUGUUCUCUGUUAUCAGCCACUCUGGGUGCGUACACAAGGUGAGAUGUACAGUAUCCUUGCGAUUUUAACUAUAUAGUCAAAGACGCAAGAGAAGUUAGCACAUAUCGCACCGCAUGUACACAGUCCGCGAGGUCGGUAUCGCAAGAAAAAAUAGACUGUGCAGGCAAGGCAAUUUUGGGGGCCAUUCAGAUCUAUCGCUGCUGUGCGUUCAGGUCCAAAUUGCGCGUGCGUAAGCACCGCAAUGCGCAGGCGCAUCGGACAGCUACUAUGGGCAUCACCGGUCAGUGACAGGAUGGUGCGAAAGAUCCAUUCGCACGGGUGUAUACAAGGUGACUGACAGGAAGAAGUCGUUUGUGGGCGGCAACUGACCGUUUUCUGGGAGUGUUCGGUAAAACGCAGGCGUGUCCAAGCGUUUUCAGGGAGGGUGUCUGACGGCAGCUCCGGCCCCGAUCAGCAGGAUUCUAUCGCACUAGAAUAGUAAGUCCUGGGCUGCGCACACACUGCACACACUGAUUUUUAGCAGGUCUGCUAUCACAUAGGAUCACACACCUGCACAGCCAAAAUACCCUCCGUCUGUAGGCUGCGACUAUCUGAUCACAGGGCAGCAAAAAAUGCAGCCCAGCCAUCAGAUCUGAAUAAAGCCCUUUGACUAUCUAGUACAAAGUAUCGUCAAAAACGUCCAUAGCCAAAAUCGCAAGCACGCAUAGCGAAUAUCACAUAGUCAAAAUCAAACAUACGUCAAUACCUCACUGAGUGUAUGCUCCUUUACAUAUACUGUGGUGAUACGCUGGACCUUACACAUACUGUGGUGAUACGCUGGACCUUACACAUACUGUG